UUUCGCUCGCCAGAUUCAGUCGCAAACGAACAACGAACCAUCGAAGUUUAGAAAAUAUCUAACAAUUAAAAGCGAUCGCGCGCGCGCUUUUUUCUCGAAUUGUGCGAAUCUCGAACCUCGAACGUCGAACGUCGAAAAACGAAACGAAACGAAUAUAUAUAUAUUUGGAAAUUGUGGCUAGAAGCAGAAAUUGCAAUUGUCGUUUUGUUUUUAGCGCGCGUGCAUUGCCAAAAACGAAUUUUCAACAAAGAAACAACAACGAAUCGAGCAAAAAUUAAAUAUACACGUAUAUUUCAAGCGGAAUAAAAGGAACAACCACAUCAACAACACAAAACGACGCACAUUUUCUUAGUUUUCAGUUUGGGUUGCAUGCCGCGUGGAUUUUAGAGCAGCAGCAGAAUCAAAAUAUAUACCCACCUAUAGCCACUUACAUAUAUAAUUAUAUAUAGCGAAAACUUGUAUAUAUAUUUGGGAAAUAAAAGCGAACUGUUGGCCAAAGCCAAAAGGGUGGAAUAACUUUGAGAGGCGUUGCCCGUCGAAGGAAAAUAAAAUACAAAUUCGUGUUUCUCCCAAAAAACUAAUGUGGCAUUAAUUGAAUGCUUGCUCGAAACUGGCACAAGGCUCAAGCUCAGGCGGUCCAUAAUUACAUCAUACGAAUUUUAUCAAAUAAAUAUACUUUUUUUUUGGAUAGUACAGUGCCUUUGCUGGGCAGUGAACUGAGCACGAGCCAUUAGAACUAAAGCCUCAAGAUAAAUCGAGUCGAUUAUGAGCGCUCUGGCCGUGCGGAAUACAGAUUUCAAUCCUUUGCGAAAUCAACGGAAGCUUAUCGUUAAGCGCUUAAGACCGCCCGAACAGGUCAGAAAAAACAUCAAGAACUAAGAAACCGAACAACGAAUAUACAUAUAUUAAUAAUAUACGUCACAACGAACUCUGCUCGCAGCUAAAAUCGAACCUUAUUUAAAGCCAACGCAGAAUAACGAAAUAUAUAUAAAGAAUAUAUAUAAAUAAAGAAACCACAACCAAAAACGAACGAAUUUUUGUAAGAAGAACAACAACAAGAACAACAAAUAAACUGCGACAACAACAAGAACCAUAAAGACAAAAAAGGAUCAUCACAUUUGUUAAAAAAGUAAAUAACACUUUUCCACUCCAAGCGAGGAAAAGUGACUUUUGUAAAUAGAAUUUUAAAAGAUUUUCAUUUAGCCACUAUAGCUAUAGCUAACAUUGUUUUUGUUGAUUUUAUAUCAUAGUAUAUCAUUGUUGUCGAAUUUGUUGUAUUAGAGUACCGUUAGACUAAGCAGUCCGCAUAACGUUUACUAGUCAGCCGCCCAACUGUGCGUAUACGCAACACCAGUGCGUAUACUUAAUAUUUAAGAAUAGAUUUUAGGAAUUAGGAGCAUACAGAGAAGAACGAAACAAAUGAUGAAAAAUCUCAAUGGUAGAGCGCAUAAUGCGUGCUACCGUCCUUACUACCAUCAAUCGUUGCACUUUGCCCAGCAGCAACAGUUGCAACUGCAACAGCAGCAUCUGCAUCAGCAUCAGCAGCCGGAGCAGCAAAUGUUACGUCAGCAACGGCAACUGCCCACGCAGCCAGCCUACCAGCAGCAACAGCAGCAGCAGCAACAUCACCAGCAACAGCAACAGCAGCAGGAACAACAACAGCAGUUGAGGCAAUCAUUUGGCAACAACAAUGCCGCCAACAACUGCUUUACAAUGCGCAACAGCAACAGCAACGGCAACGGCAACGGCAACGGCAACGGCAAUGCUUAUGGCAAUAUUGCUGCCUACGCUAAUAACAGCAACACCAGCAGCGACAGCAACAGCAACAGCAACAGCAAUGGCAACUGCAAUGCUGCUGCCAUGGCCGCCAUGUGCCAAAUGCAGAACUUUUUUAGCCAACAUCAGCAGGAGUAUAAUAAUAAUAAUAAUAAUUGCUCGACUAAUAAUUAUUAUCAACAACAACAACAACCGCAGCAGCAGCAGCAACAGCAAGAGCAGCAACAACAUGGGAUAGUUCCAACGACAGCAACAACAUGUACUGAUUCAGGAGCAACUAAAACAGAAAACAACGAUCAUUUUGCAAUGGACGCAAGUGAAAUUGCCAGUUUUCUAGCCAGCGAGCUUUUUAUGCAGCAGCUCGGCACCUUCGAUGGCAUUCAGUUGGCUCCAACGCUGACCACGCCCACGCUGACGCCCACAACAACGCGCAGCCUGCAGGAAGCCUUCUUCGAGCUGACCAACGACCCAGGAACUCCAUACCAGGCCACCUUCAAGCCACCACCACUGGGUCUCAUGCCCGGCGGCAACAAUGGCAACGGAGUGACCAACGUCCCGACCACCACAGCCACGGCCACCGUGGUGGGCGUGGUCAACCCGAUGAUCAGCCAGCUUCCCUAUGAAGUGAACAGCGCGCUGCAGGGAACCGAUUCCGACAACUCCAACGCCUCCUGGGCUGAUGCGCAGAACAACGAGGAUCAGGACACAACCGAUACUUCAAGUGCCCAUACGGACAGCACCUCGUACCAAAAUGGCCACAUGGCGGGCAGCAGCGUCAACGGUGGUGGUGCCAACAACUUUACCAACGUUCUGGCGGGGAUUAACGCCGGAAGGGGAUCCACCCAGGGCAGCAACACGAAUACCUCAAACAGUGCCACGCCAGCGCGUCGCGGAGGCGGCAGACGUCCCAACCGGAACACCAACAUGUCGCCCGAGGAGGAGGAGAAGCGUCGCAUACGCCGGGAGAGGAACAAGCAGGCGGCGGCUCGAUGCCGCAAGCGACGAGUGGACCAGACCAAUGAGCUCACCUACGAGGUGGAGCAGCUGGAGAAGAAGCGCGACGGGCUGAAGAAGGAAAUGGAGACGCUGACAGACGUCAAGAACCAGCUGGAGUUUUUCCUGCGUGCCCACCAUUCCUCCUGCCAAAAGAUCCGCACCGAUCUGCUGAGCGUGACCACCUGCAACGGCCUGAUUGCUCCGGUCGGCCUCCCAAGUGCCGGCAGCUGCGACAGCGGCUCGAGCAGCCACCAUAACAACAACAGCAACGACAGCAGCAACGGCACCAUUACGGGAUUGGACGCCUCUCUGAACUCCACCGGCCGGAGUAACUCGCCGCUCGAUCUCAAGCCCCAGAUUAAGGACGAGCCGCUGGACGGUGGCCUGGACUCGAGUUGCCUUUUGGAUCAGGACGGCCCUCCGCCCAGCAAGCGAUUCCCCUUGCCGCCCAUGUCCACCCUGAUGACGCCCACCGGCGUCUCGUCCGGAUCACUGCAAACGCCCAUUGCGAGCACCGCGCCCGGUGGCUUUGGUAGCGCCUACCCCAUCACCACCACAAAGGGCAGCAUGAACAGCCCCACGUUGAACGAACUGAACAAGCCCAAGGAGCGGCCCAACACGCUGGCCGUGCAACGACCCUUCGUCCCGCAGAUGCAUCUGAACCUGACCAGCAACCACAACAAGAUGCCCGGAUCGGGACCGACGCACAUCCAGGGCGUGCCCAUCCAGACACCAACCACGGGCUUCAACUUUGAUUCGCUGAUGGACGGUGGCACCGGACUGACACCGGUAUCGGGGCCGCUGGUGCCCUCGCAGAACAAGCAUCCCCUGGAGCUGCCCACGCCCACCGCCGAGCCGUCGAAGCUGGUCAGCUUAUAACCGGACGGGGGCCGGGACAGAUGCUGGGACCGGGCCGGAUGAAGUCCGUGUAGUGGAGUCGAGUCAGGAUUAAGUUAAGUUUUAUAUAAUUGAGAGUAGCGAUUAUAUCUAUACUUGCUAAAGCAAAGAGCGAAAGAAAACCAACAAAACAUUUUUCUAGUUGUAGGAGAUGUUUUCAUUUUGUAAUUUUAAAGCGUAAACCGUAAACCGUAACGAAUAUUUUGUUUUCGUUUUUGUAACUUUAAUGUUUUUGUAUUAUUAUCUUUAUUAUGGUUAAUUUAUGAUUUUGCUAUGUCUUUUUACAUACGCCGAGCUACAUAUGUUAUGUACUUGUAAUUUGUGCAAUUUUCAAACCUUUUCAUUUGCGUGUUGUAUAUUUUCAAAAAAUAUAAAUGCGACGAUCGAAGCGACGAUGCAUAAUUAAUGCCAGGCGCCCGCCCUCUGACCUGAGGACAGGACAGGGCCUUGGACAGAGAGGGUUGGCGUUUGAAUGAUAAGGGUAAUAUGAUGAUGUGUAGAUUUGAAGGAUGCGUUGUGAUAUUUAUUAUAAAAACAAAAAACAAAACAAAAAAACGAAUACAAACGGAUAACAAUUAAAACGAAAGUAGAAAGCAAAACAGGAGCAGUAAAGAAAGCGUCUAAUGAAAAGAACUAAGUCGGUUUUAAAAUUGUACAUUUAAACGGAAUGCGUAACAGAAGUAUAUAUAUAGACAUAUAUAUAGAUUCAAACUACAAACUAAAUACAAUGCCUUGAGAGAGAAUUAAGAAAUGCAACCACUUUAUAUAAAUAUAUAUAUAUAUAUGUAUGUUUAAAGCUAAACAAUAAUCGCAGAGUUGAGCAAAGUUUUAUAUUGGGAAAAGCAAAAGUAAAAGCAAAUGUGAAAUGAUAUAAUAUACUUAUUGUAUUCUGUAAGCUGCAGUAGGAAAACCCAAAUAUAUUUUUACUAAACGCAACGAGUGCGCUAUUUUCAAAUACCAUUUAUAAGAAAUGACAAAAGCAAAGCAAUUAUUUAAUAUAACUAUGUAUUAUCUAAAAUAUGAUUAUUCAGAAUCAGAAUCAGGUCAAAUCAACUCUCGCAAGUUUCCAUAGUGAAUUCUAAAUAUAUAUUUCGAAACUGUUAAAGGAUCUAUCCAAUUUGAAGCCAGGUGGCCAUCAGGGGCCACAAAUUAAAUGCACUUAUAAGGACAGACAACACCAAAAUUGACAAGGAAUGAAAUAAAAUAAAAUAAAAAUACCGAAAAACCUAAAAA
Messenger RNA from Drosophila ananassae, 4902 nucleotides. It is a transcript of the gene kay, whose product is annotated as transcription factor kayak. The coding region runs from base 1420 to 3651 and encodes 743 amino acids. NCBI's taxonomy places the organism in Eukaryota, Metazoa, Arthropoda, Insecta, Diptera, Drosophilidae. The record is from RefSeq and is a predicted model, not a curated record. Gene Ontology annotation, biological process: regulation of transcription by RNA polymerase II. The transcript has 3 exons. Gene Ontology annotation, cellular component: nucleus. Gene Ontology annotation, molecular function: RNA polymerase II cis-regulatory region sequence-specific DNA binding; DNA-binding transcription factor activity, RNA polymerase II-specific.